AGCGGCACAAUAUGGGCAAACAGAAAGACUCACAGAAAGUUGGCGUCAAAAGUUGUGACCCUGGCUUGUAUAUGGUAGUAGCUCUAAAGUACAAAGAACUACUAGGCGACACAUUAGUAGCUCUCACGAACAAAUUUUCAUUGGCGAGUGUUUCUGUUUCAUAGUUUCGAAAAAAAAUUGAAUUUCGCUCCGCAGUCUGGGACACGCGCGUCAGCAUCAGCCCAAAUAUAGUAGGUUGUAGCAGCUCUGAAUUUGCAAAAAGUUUAAACUCGAUUACCCCUCGGAUUAUGUAAGGCCUGCUGAAAAAAUAAAAAUUCGGAAAAAAGUGAAUUUUUUUAAAUAACAAGUGCGCGGCACCAUACGCAACAUACAAGUGAAAUAAGUUCUUUCUCACAUAGCAUUCAGAAACAAUGGGCGGUACAGUGGAACCACACGUGUUUGCGGAGCCCCAUGAAGGGCACUUCUGGAGCGCGUUUCUGCAUUCAUUAGUAAUGGUUGGGGCAACGGAAAUCGGCGAUCGCACGUUUUUUAUCGCCGCAAUUCUGUCAAUAUCAAAGAAGGCCAUACACGUGUUCGCAGGCUGCUGGGGAGCGCUUGCUACUAUGACGAUACUAUCAGGUACAGGUUGUGUAAUUUGUACGAUUUCGAGUCGUUUCGUUUCCGUAUGUACUAUCUGAAAUUUCUAGAUGCUACGUGCUGCCUGGUGCUAAAGUUUUUUGCUCUAUUUCGACGAAAGUCACGGCCAUUCAUCCGAAUGCUACGUACAUUCAUCCGGAAGAUCAAAAGAACGCCAUUACACUCCACGACAGCUGCCAUCGGGCUUCUGGUACCUACCCUACUUUCUCCAACACUAUCACACUGGGGCGCGAUACUACUCUUCGUUUUUUUUGGCGGGAGCGCCAUAAAGGAUGCCUUGGACAUGUAUGCGAAGGGCGAGGGUGUGGGAGUUUCGGAGGAAUUGGCAGAGACCGAAAAGGAACUUAAGGAGGACAAGACACUCAAGCAGGUAAGAAAUACUAGUUGGUUUGGCGUAUCUUGGUUUGUGUUCUGCGAGCAAAGAUCGUUUCAAGGACCGACGCUCUUUCCUUCUACUUGUCGGGUUUGCGAUGCUUUACUAGUGUUGUUGUUGAAUUGAUCUGCAAAUCUCAACACAGAAAAAAAGCGUCUUGCAAGUAGUGGGUGCAAUAUUCGCGAUGACUUUUCUAGCGGAGUGGGGUGACAAAUCGCAAGUAUCAACCGUCGCCAUGGGCGCGGCUCGCGACUUCGGGGGCAUCGUCGUUGGAGCGGUACUGAAUUUGUUGUCCUGGAAGUCUACUUGUUUUUGUUGAAACAGAUUUUGCACCUGCUCGAUGUCUUUCACCCAAAAGAACUACGUCUAUUGUUGUCUGGGUGUGCUGCUAAUUGGAAGAAUCUAAUUUUCAUCAGAUACUCGGCCACGCGGUCUGCACCUCCGUUGCAAUAGCGGGGGGAAAAAUGCUCGCAAAGCACAUCUCGGAGCGACAAGUCACGCUGGGCAGUGGGUUCGUGUUUCUGGGGUUUGCGCUCUACGCAGUAUGGUACGGCCCAGAGGAGUGACUGCGCAGAGGGGUCUUCGCGCUUUUGGAAGGCGACGAUGACCCUCCGAUUCUCCAUACUUGAAUUAAAGCACUUGUCGUUCUCGAAAGCGAUGAAUGCCGCAGCGGAUGUUUUAGUUCUUCCUGGCUGUUGUGCCUACAGUUCUUCUGGGGUUUGUUAUUUUCCUUCAUUUCCACCAAAAUGAAUCUGUAAUCUCUAUAUCACAAAAAACCGCUCUGAAUGAAUGUUUUUCCCUCUAUCUAAACAGCGACGCCUCAAAUGAACAAGUGACUGAGUUCGCGGAAGGAAACGAAGC
This is a messenger RNA of Amoebophrya sp. A120, 1870 nucleotides long. NCBI's taxonomy places the organism in Eukaryota, Dinophyceae, Syndiniales, Amoebophryaceae. The record is from the annotation of a GenBank genome assembly.